AUGCAAGCUAUACGGCUGAAUAGUUUGGAAAACCGUCGAUUGCAAAUUCAAAUCAAAGCUAUGCGUGAAGAUUUACAAACGUACCUUACUCGAUUACAUCGAGAAGAGCAAGGUUUGAAAUACCAUUUUAAAAAUGUAGUUCGGGUGAUUAAACCGAAUCCAGCAUAUCAACGAUGGAAACAAGCACACAUGCAGGAAAUAGCACAAGAGGAAACGAAAGAUCUAAUCGAAUCGAUCAAAAUGAGGGCAAGAAUCAAUUCAAUCAGUGGCGAACGAUCUACUUCUUCUUCAUCAAAUAAAGCUCCAACAGAACCCGUCCGACCUAUGCUUUUACUAGUUGAUCACGAUGAUGAAAAACACAACGAUUCUAACAAUGGUAAAAGCAAGCACUUACUUCGACCACGUACAACACCAGUUCAAAAACGUUCCACUACUCAAUCUCGAACGAAUCCUUUGAUAGCUCUGCUUGACGGAUAUCCGAGUAAUUCGAAUCCUGCUUGUCAAUCACAGUCGCCACCCUAUCUAUUUGACUCUCCUUCGUUUAACUCAUCAAUAGGUACCAUGGGUUCACGCAGAUUGUUUCCCAGUAAAUUACUCGAUCAACAAAAAUCAGCGAAUAUCGAUGUUGUCUAUCGAAUCGCUUUGCAAAAUCAGAUCGCGUUCAAAGAAAUUGACCAGAAAGUUAUCGAAGAACGUAAAUUACAAGACAGAGACUUUGCUUUACAGCAUCGUGCACUCAAAGGCAGCAUACGAAUGGCUCGUCUUAUAAAUAAAAUUAACUAG
Adineta ricciae is the source of this 783-nucleotide messenger RNA. The record is from the annotation of a GenBank genome assembly. NCBI's taxonomy places the organism in Eukaryota, Metazoa, Rotifera, Eurotatoria, Adinetida, Adinetidae.